AUGUGCGAUAGUGACGGAGGAUUCUUAGUCGCUACCAAACGUAUUCUCUGGGGGAUCAGGAGGACUCGCGAGACUCGCCUGAGCUUGGUCACCGAUCACGCCGCAGUAUUUUACCACUCUAGCUCGCCGGAAGACGUGCUAUCAGAGACUUUCGAGAUGUCUGAUUCCGAUAUGGACAUUGAUGAUGACGAGGUCCAAGUACACGUGAAGAAUACAAUUGCAGGAGAUUCUAAAUUGCUCGGUAGACCAAUUGAAGCUUCCAAUUCCCAGAACGUUUUGAAGAAGCAUUCAGAUGAGCAAUCAAAGAUCACGAAGGAUUCAAGCAGCAGCUUCGAAAAAUCACAACUUUCUGGGAAGACUGUUAUGCUGGGAGAUGAAAGUAGGAGAUUUCCAGCUCCUUGUACAACGGCGACAAGCUUUCCGUCCGGGAACGAACCAGAGCAAAAACGAGCAGCUCAUCUUUGCAAGUUUUUCGCUAAAGGGUGGUGUAACAAAGGCAACUCUUGCAAGUUUAUUCAUGUGAAUAAUCUAGCUGGAACCAGUGUUAUCCCGUCUGUUGAAGAAAGAAGAACAUUGGAGAUCAAAGGAGGUGUAAGAGUUUCUCUGUUGAGAGAAAAUGGCGUGACCUCUUUGCAAACAAGAGAUAAUAUACAUUUGGUGAAUCCCCCAGCUUUUCAAAGAGUUUUCCUUCCCAUGAACGUGGCAAGAGAGUCUCUGAGGCAAAACUGUGGUGGUGAUAUCACUGAGAGCAGGUCUUUGUUUGUUAAUAACAGCAAUCCCUUCGCACCGAGAAGUAGCUUUGCUCACGAACCUAGACCUUCUUCUAUCACUUCUGCACCAGCCUGGACAGGAUCAGGGUUCACUUCUGCUCCUAUGAACGAGUAUGCUUCUAACUUGGGGCAUUUUGAGAACCGGACUAAUAUCUACGGGUCUGUAUCACGUGCAACGCUGCAAGCGAUACCUGUUUCUUCCGAUCAAGACGCAGAAGGCAACACUACUAGCAGUAAGAAGAAAGUUUCUGCACCAGCCUGGACAGGAUCGGUGUUCACUUCUGCUCCUUUGAAUGAGUAUGCUUCUAACUUGGGGCAUUUUGAAAACAGGACUAGUAUCUAUGGAUCUGGAUCACUUGCAACACUGCAAGCGACACCUGCUUCUUCCGGUGAAGAUGCAGCAGAAGGCAACAACACUACUAGCAGUCAGAAGAAGGUUUCUUCAAAUGAUUGGGAAGCUUCUGAGCCUUUUAAACCAUCUUUCACAAUCCCACCUUAUAUACUUCCCUCGUCUGAUGCACUAUACGAGGAUAUAGAGAGUCCAGAAGACAGAUCUCUUAAUGCUCCAUUGUCAAGUAAAGGGAAACAUGCACGGAAAGCUUCCCGCCUGCAGAAAGAUGGCGAUUCCUCUAGUGGUCCUCAAGCACGAGGUAGCAAUAAUGAUGAUAAAAACAGUUCAUGCAGUCAGAAUCAACAUCAAGAAACCGGGGCGAGGAAGAAGUUGGAUGCGUACGGAGUAGUGGAAGGCGUGGCUACUUCAGUGGUUGAUCAGAAUGAUGCAACAACACCAAGCAAAGAGAUUUCUUCUUCGGCGGCUGCAGAGACCAGAGUUGUUUUGAAAAGAAGCAAACCUGCAGGGCAUGAAUCUUGGCGUAGAAGUGAUGGAUCUUCACAUCAAAAGAUGAUGCCGAAAUCAGAUGAGGUAGAUGGUGAAGUGAGGUCAGAUGCAGGAACGAAAGUGAUGAGACAAUUCCGGACCGCAGUUGUGGAAACCAUUAAAGAAAUGUUGAAACCGUUGUGGCGUGAAGGUCGUCUCACUAAAGAUGUGCAUAACAUGAUAGUGAAGAGAGCUGCUGAGAAGAUAGUCAGCGCCGCUGUCCAGUUCCAUCAGGUGCCGACUGACACCGUAUCAGUUGAGCAAUAUCUAAGCAUGUCUUCACCAAAAAUUGUGAAGCUUGUCGAGGGUUACGUCGACAGGUAUGGUAAAUCCUGA
Molecule: messenger RNA, 1983 nt
Organism: Microthlaspi erraticum
Lineage: Eukaryota; Viridiplantae; Streptophyta; Magnoliopsida; Brassicales; Brassicaceae
Source: the annotation of a GenBank genome assembly